AUUUUGCUAUAUAUCAAAUAGUUGUGAACUACUGCAGAACUUUAGGAGCUUUCGAAUCACUGGAUUUAGAGAUGACAGAACAUAUAAAUUAUUUCAACAAAUUGGGAAAGAAGGUAAAGAAAUCGACAGCCAAUUUUUCCAACAAAACACAAAAGAAACAAGGUCGGAUUGGAAAAGAAUCAUCAUCGUCAAAUGUGUCACAAAUAUGGAGUCCUGAAUCAAUCUUGAAAGAAUACGAAGUCUUCACCAGCAUUUGCCAUGGAGGAGCAGCAAAUGUCUACGCUGCGAGAAGAAGAUCUGAUCAAGUACCGGUGGCAUUAAAGGUUAUAGAGAAAAAUAAACUUGGGAGAUUUCUUGAGGAAAAUGGCAAGCCUAUCCCAAGUGAGGUUUUCCUACAGAAGAAACUAGAACAUAAAAACAUUAUAGGGCUAUUGGAAUACUUUGAAUGUGGACAAUCUAUCAUAUUAAUCCUAGAACGACCUGAAUCAUACAUCGAUCUUUUUGACUUCAUCAGCAGGCAAGAAUUUCUCUCGGAAAAAAUAGCGAAAAAAAUAUUUCGUCAGGUGUUGGACGCGACCGUGUAUUGCGAAAUGAAGGGGGUUUUUCAUCGCGACAUAAAAGACGAAAACGUUAUCCUUGAUUUAAAGACAGGAGAAGCAAAACUGGCUGACUUUGGGUCUGGGGCGCAGUUACACAAUACCGAAUAUACAGAAUAUGAAGGUACGCGAUCGUACUGCCCACCAGAAUGGUACAUAAACCAACGAUACUUGGCGAAACCCGCGACUGUUUGGUCACUGGGCAUACUACUGUACGACAUGGUCUGCGGAGAUGUGCCUUUCGAAAAUGAGGAAGAAAUUAAGGAAAAAGAAGUAACAUUUACAAUGUCGUUAUCUCCAGAUGUACAAAACCUAAUAACGAUGAUGCUAGAUAAAGAUCCACAGAAGAGACCAACUAUAGAAGACAUUAUGAACCAUCAAUGGACAAAAGAUAACAAGAUUGAGUAAUUACGUUCUGCCGCAGUGAUUUUGAAGAAACUCUCUGCGUUUCCACUUCGACACUUCCACAUUUUCAUGUGAUUAUUCCGUGACUAAAGGACAUCAGGAAUAUUUUAACUGCAAACAGUACUUUCGCACCAUGCUGAAAGGAUUCGUUCAAGCUUUAUGAUCACGAACAAUGCAUGCAUUAUCACGCAGUUGCACGAAUAAAACGUUUUUUGAAAAGUUUGAGUAACCCAGACUACGUACGACACAGUAAAAUUAAAAGUUCAAAAAGGAACUAUAAAUGACAUGGUAAUGAUGGUAGCUGUAUAUUAUUAUCGUGACUGCUGCGAAAAAGUAGCGGCAAUAUAAAGUCAUUA
This is a messenger RNA of Dendronephthya gigantea, 1357 nucleotides long. Its product is annotated as serine/threonine-protein kinase pim-1-like. Gene Ontology annotation, molecular function: ATP binding; protein serine/threonine kinase activity. Gene Ontology annotation, cellular component: cytoplasm. The transcript is spliced from 5 exons. Gene Ontology annotation, biological process: protein autophosphorylation; negative regulation of apoptotic process. Bases 72 to 1004 code for a protein of 310 amino acids. Lineage: Eukaryota; Metazoa; Cnidaria; Anthozoa; Malacalcyonacea; Nephtheidae. The record is from RefSeq and is a predicted model, not a curated record.